AUGGCUUUAACCUACGAUGUCUUCCGCGGCUCUCCCGAGAGCAAGAUCGUCAGCGACAAAGUCUCUAGCGAUCUCGACUACAACGAAGUCUUCAUCAAGACCCUCGCAUCCGGCGUCUGCGGAACAGAUGAGCACUAUCUGAAGACAAGUCAAGUCCUGGGCCACGAAGGUGUGGGGAUCAUCAAGGCCAUUGGGCCCGGCGUGCGGACGGUCAAAAUCGGUGACCGCGUGGGAUUUGGGUUCACUCAUGGGAUCUGUGCGCGAUGUGAUAACUGCGCGAAAGAUAUGGACCAAUAUUGCCGAGAAAAGAAACAAUACGGCACAAACGAUUUCAACAACGGCAGCUUCAGCUACGGCGCCAUCUGGGAUGCAAACUGUGUGUUUCGCAUCCCGGACGAGAUGGAAACAGCCCAUGCCGCACCCCUGAUGUGCGCAGGGGCUACGGUGUGGACAGUUCUGACACGGUUCGACAUGCGCCCUGGUGAUCGAGUUGGCAUACAGGGCGUGGGCGGUCUCGGUCACCUGGCUAUCAAGCUGGCUGCUGCUAUGGGGUACCAUGUCGUCGUGCUCUCGAGCUCCGAGGCUAAGAGGCAAGAGGCUAUGGAGUACGGCGCGUCGGAGUACCAUGUCUUCCGGGCGGAAAGCCCUCUCCAGUCAUUCAAGCCUUUGAAGCAUCUCCUGCUUUGUGGGAGUGCUAAUGUGAAGUAUUCUUCACACGUUGUGGACAGAAUCCUACCACUCAUGGAUAGCCCUAGUGCUAUUUAUCCCCUGACUGCAACUUUUGAGCCCUCUCCAAUUCCUACAUUGGAGCUAUGCUUCAAGGGCUGUAAGAUCCAGGGCUCCUUGGUUGCUUCCCGUCAGAGUACACAGGCACUUUUGGAGUUUGCGGCGAAGAAGCAGAUUUAUCCAACUAUAAUGACCUUUCCGUUCACUAGCGCUGGCAUAGAAGAGGCGAUGAGCCAAUUGAGAGAUGGUAAGGUGCGCUAUAGGGCUGUGCUCAUGCGGGAG
Aspergillus piperis CBS 112811 is the source of this 1008-nucleotide messenger RNA. RefSeq names its product NAD(P)-dependent alcohol dehydrogenase. Gene Ontology annotation, biological process: alcohol metabolic process. The record is from RefSeq and is a predicted model, not a curated record. NCBI's taxonomy places the organism in Eukaryota, Fungi, Ascomycota, Eurotiomycetes, Eurotiales, Aspergillaceae. Gene Ontology annotation, molecular function: alcohol dehydrogenase (NADP+) activity; zinc ion binding. The annotation marks the transcript as partial. The transcript is spliced from 3 exons.